Scaptodrosophila lebanonensis is the source of this 3216-nucleotide messenger RNA. It is a transcript of the gene ClpX, whose product is annotated as ATP-dependent Clp protease ATP-binding subunit clpX-like, mitochondrial. Gene Ontology annotation, biological process: proteolysis; protein folding; protein catabolic process. The coding region runs from base 915 to 2948 and encodes 677 amino acids. The record is from RefSeq and is a predicted model, not a curated record. The transcript has 7 exons. Gene Ontology annotation, cellular component: mitochondrial matrix. Gene Ontology annotation, molecular function: zinc ion binding; ATP-dependent protein folding chaperone; protein dimerization activity. NCBI's taxonomy places the organism in Eukaryota, Metazoa, Arthropoda, Insecta, Diptera, Drosophilidae.
CUUGUUUUAUUUUUCGUUUUCUAAAAUUAUACAUCUUCCGGCAUAAAAAUAGUCCAAAUUCCAUGUGUGCGAUUCGAAAACAAAAUUUUCACAUAGCCCAAAGAAAUCCCCCGGCCUAAUGUUAUUGUUUGUACCACGGUACGUACCGCAGUCAAGAAGAAGAAGAAGAUAUAAAAGCAACAGCUGCUAUUGAACAGCUGGUCCGCGAUACUGCUGUACUUUGAGUGCGCACCAAACACAGCGUGACUUGCACAGCUAAUUAAAGACAAGCGCUGAGAUUUUCAUGUUGUUGCGGAUUUAACAGUUGAACAACUUGAAAACGCUGAAAUAUACAACGAAGGGUCGGACAACACAUAUGACCAAAUAAAAAAUCGCGAUUGCUUAGUGGGCAAGAAGAAGCAGCUGGUGUGCAGCAGCAGUACCAGCCGAAACAGACGACAACGAGCAGCGCGCACGAAACGACGUGUGUAGAAGAAAUCAAGAAAAAUCGGCACACACUCACAUAGGGAGAAGAAGAUAGAGCGCAAUCUAUUUUAUUCACAUUUCCACCGAAAAAAGGCAACGGUAGCGAAAGAAAAUACACAAUUGCGUCGUACAAACAAGCCAAAUAGAAAAAACGGUGGAAAAGUUAAUACUUGUAUGGAAAAUCUGUGAAAAUCAGUGUGCAAACGGCAAGAAAAAUCAGCAACGGGAACUUACGCACCUCCCCUCUCACGCAUGUAAAAGACUCGCGCGUAUUUAUGCAACCAAAAUAGUUAAAGAACAAACUGGAACACAAUAACAGUGUGUUUGCGUGCGUUGCGAGCGUGUGUGUGUGUAGGUGCGUGCCAGCUGAGACUUCCGUAACAGCGGCACAAAUAACAGCAACAGUGGAAACGGUCUAAGCCGGAUCAGCCACCACGUCGUCCAACACUAUGAGUAUGGUGCGGCGAAUCAUUUUACUUGGCCCAAAAUACAGCGUCUGGGCCAAAGGCAGCAGCGUGAACAACACACAGCAUGCCAAAUACGUUAUACUGAGUACACGGGCGAUUGGUGCCCGAGGAUUUCAUCUGGCCACUCCAACAUGUGCCGCAAACAGGCAACUGAGGCUCGAACCGGCAUUGGCGAUUCCGACAUACAUCGAUAUAACAAAUGCGGUGACCAUCAAAGGGUGCAGCAGCAGCAGCAGCAACAGUUCCAGCAGCUCACUAGGCUCCGGCGGCGGCACAACAUCGUCUAAACCGCCAGGUGUGCCAGGAGGUGGUGGUAGUGGCGCCAGCACCACCAGCAGUGGCGAUCCGCCUGGUGGCGGCGAUAAGAUGCUCGCAUGCCCGAAAUGUGGCAGCGCCUGCACUCAGGUCGAGACAUUUGUGAGCUCGACUCGUUUUGUGAAGUGCGCCAAGUGCAAUUACUUUUUCGUGGUGCUCUCCGAGGUGGAGACGAAACAGCGCGUUAAGGAGGAGCCAAAGAAUCAGCGCAGGCCGCCACCACCACCCCAGAAGAUCAUGGAGUACUUGGACAAGCAUGUGGUGGGACAGGAAUUCGCUAAAAAAGUGCUCGCUGUGGCCGUUUACAAUCACUACAAACGCAUCCACCACAAUCUGCCUCAACUGCAACAUCAGGGUAGUUCGGGAGGUGGAGGCGGCGGCAUGGGCCUAGAUGGCAUACCCCGACCAGAUCUGCUGCACAUCACAGGCAUCGGACACACGCUUAACAGUUCAUCGGGCAACGAGCUGCCGCCCAAGACGCCUGCUCAAAUGGGUCUAGGUGGUGGCCCCGGUGUCAAUGGCUCUGGUCUGGGUGGCUUUCACAAUAGUGGCGUCCAUGGUUCCAGUCGCGGGGAAAGUCGCAGUGGCUCUGAGAUACUCGAUAAACAAACGAAUGACGUCAAGUUGGAGAAAAGCAACAUCAUUAUGCUGGGACCGACAGGUUCCGGCAAGACUCUCAUUGCGCAAACCAUUGCGCGCUGCUUAGAUGUCCCCUUUGCCAUUUGCGAUUGCACCACGUUGACGCAGGCCGGUUACGUGGGUGAGGACAUUGAAAGCGUGAUCUCCAAACUGCUACAGGAUGCCAAUUACAACGUUGAGCGCGCCCAGACUGGCAUUGUGUUUCUGGAUGAGGUGGACAAAAUUGGCGCUGUCCCCGGCAUUCAUCAGCUGCGAGACGUGGGUGGUGAGGGUGUGCAGCAAGGCAUGCUCAAAAUGCUGGAGGGCACUGUGGUCAAUGUUCCCGAGCGUAAUUCGCCGCGCAAGCUACGCGGAGAGACCGUACAAGUGGAUACUACAAAUAUACUCUUUGUUGCCUCGGGCGCAUACACCGGGCUGGAUCGCCUCAUAGCGCGUCGGUUGAACGAGAAGUAUUUGGGCUUUGGUAUGCCCUCAACCAGUGGUUCCGGUCGCCGCGCCGCUCAAUCAGCCGCAAAUCCCAUGGACAAUGAUCAGGAGGAGCGUGAUAAAUCCCUGACAAAGGUGCAGGCGCGUGAUCUCGUUGAAUUUGGCAUGAUACCUGAAUUCGUUGGUCGUUUUCCGGUUAUAGUGCCCUUCCACAGCUUGAAUAUAAAUAUGCUGGUGCGCAUACUCACCGAACCGAAGAACGCUUUGGUGCCACAAUACAAAGCGCUCUUGGGCCUGGAUGAGGUGGACUUGACAUUUACUGAAGAGGCGGUCAAAUCAAUUGCUACACUGGCCAUGGAAAGGCACACGGGCGCACGUGGCCUGCGCUCCAUUAUGGAGCAACUGUUACUCGAUCCCAUGUUUAUUGUGCCCGGCUCGGACAUCAGAGGUGUGCACAUAACGGCAGACACAGUGCGCGGCAAAUCGACACCCAUCUACAGUCGCGACACAGACGACGCUACGGCGAGUAGUGGAUCAACGGAUGCCAGUUCGGAGAAUUCAAAUGAUGAUAAUAACGAUAAGAACUUUGAGGAUAGUGAGAAAUCUUGUGUUUCUGAUACUUUGGUUGGUGCGUAGCCCCGACUCCCAAGAAUGCGUUGCAACUCAUUUUGAACGGCUCACUGGCGCAUUGUGAAUAUUUGUGAGAUGCUCUGAAACUGAUGCAGCGAGCCCCUUAAAGCAAAGAAAACCAAUUAUUUUGUUGCGCUUUCAAGCCCUUCAAAAAUCGAGUGCAAUGUUAAUAAUUAUUAACAAUUUCUCUGUGCUAAGCAAUUGUAAAAAAAAUUUUCACUAGAAAUUUAUACCGAAUAAUAACAAUAAAAAAAAACAUUUUUAAUUAUAUAAA